Messenger RNA from Penicillium digitatum Pd1, 1350 nucleotides. RefSeq lists its product as uncharacterized. The record is from RefSeq and is a predicted model, not a curated record. NCBI's taxonomy places the organism in Eukaryota, Fungi, Ascomycota, Eurotiomycetes, Eurotiales, Aspergillaceae.
AUGUCUCCCGGUCUCUCUCAUGCACCUGUCACCCUGCAUUCCGAUGGCACGCAAUCUCACGAGACCGUUGCCUUGACGCCCCCAAGAUCGUCAGUCCAUUCAACCUCAAGAAAUCUCUUUAAAAAUCCGCCUUCACAUCGUCGGGCAAACACCGAAUACAUUACGAGACCCCAACUAUUUGAACAGGGCAUCGACGACACCGUAUCAGGCUCGAAGAAUACCCCUUGGAUGGAAACCUUCCCGAAGAAGAAACUUGAAGCAAGAGCCAGGGUCUUGUCAGAUUGGUUCCAGGGGAAAUCAGGUCAAGCUGAGUUGGGACUGAAAAUGGGCCCCAACGGUGCCUCAAAUGGGAUCGGAUUGGAUUCCCGCCCAGCUCCAACAUCCAUGUCACAUAAGAGGCAGAGCUCGACCCCGGCGACUCGAUUCUCAUUCUUCGGUCUGCGGCGACAACCGAACAGACCCAACUUCCCGGAACCAGCAGAUGACGAGUUGUUGAACCUUGACAUCACUGCCGCUCUGUCGAUACCUGAAUCCGACGAUACCAACGAUGAGGCACUGGAUGCCCUACGAGAUCAUGCUGACAAAUUACUACGACGCAUGCAGGAGGCCUAUAAGCAGCGCACCUUUGCCAUGCACCAAGCUUUAGCAGACAAAAAUGAAAAUCAGGAGGAGCUCCAAGAAACUCGCUCCAGAGUCGAUCACCUCAGGAUGCAACUGGACGGCAUGGCCGCCAAGGUGCUUGACCAGGAGAAAGCCAUGCAGGCCAUGGCCGAGAAGUUGGAGCAAGAGAGACAAAUGCGAAAGACUGAAGAAUCCCGCAGUCGCAGUGAUACGAUGCGUAUGGUGCAUCCCGAUGACGACAUGCCUUCCACGGCGCUCCAAACUCCUCGGCGUGGAGGCAAGCGUGCUAGCCACAGCACCUUCACCAGUGACUCAGGUUUCGAGUCCGGUGACGAAAGCGUUGCGGAUAGCAUCUUCUCGCAGCGUGAGGGUGUCGAGUCUCCCACCUCCACGCUGACAGCGCCGUCUCCCAACAUGUCGCAGAUUGCCCUGUCUACGCCGGCGGGCCCGUUGCCAACAGCUGCAAUCCAGAAGAACCUGGCCACGGUCACUAGUACGCGCUCAUCGGCAUAUGAUCGGGUGUUGAAGGGUCUGGCUUCAACCCGUUUAGGGAGCUCCUUCUCCGGUGGUAACAGCAACGCCUCUAAUUGCAACAUCUGCUAUGGUGUACCCGCUUCCGAGGCCUGGAGUGUUAUGGGUAUUCUGCAAGAUGAGAACCGGGGCCUAAAGACACGACUGGGAGAGCUGGAGGUGGUCAUUGAUGAUUGCCUAGGUCUUGUUGGACCUUGA